AUGCCCGCCCAGGGGCCAGCCCUGGCUCCAUUAUGCUGGUGCACCCGUGCCUCCCACACUAACUUCCCCGAAGUUUAUCCCCCUCGUUUUGAAGUUUCAUCCACCUACUUACUCUCUCUAUCUUUACACCACACAAUGGGCUUUAUGGACUCCGUCAAGGCGUUCUUGCACUCGGUUACUACCGAGGAUCAUUAUGCGCUGUAUGGUUCUCCCUACGCCCACAGCACUGCAGGAACCACCGUUUUGAAUCCUCUCAACGAUUCACAAAGCAAUUCGCUCGCCAACUCUAGAAACGGUAGUUCGACCAACAUUGGCGGCUACCGGCCCGGCAUGCGCUCUUCCUCCACCAAUAUCAAUAUGAUCGGAGGCAAUGGCAGCUCUACCACCAUUCAUGAAAUGCUGAACAUGAGUUCCACAGGCCAGGUUCCAAUUCCAAGCGUGGACUCGUUGUGGGCCCGUUUGGAGCGUUUUCUCGAGAAUGAGUACCCCGAACUCGAGGAUGCUCUCAAUUCUGGUGUUCUGACAGCCGACUUGAACGAGUUCGAGAAGGACUUGGCUGCAGGGCAGUUGUCUGUUGAGAUCCGUCAAUUCUACAAGCGUCACGAUGGCCAAUUCCGUGGUUCCAAGCCUACUGGUAUCAUUAUGGGUAUGCCCCUCUUGGACAUGGAAGGUAUCAUGGAAGAAUACACUCUAUGGUCCAAGGUGGCUGAGCGUGUAGAGAAAGAGUACAUGACAUUGAAGCACCAGCAGGCUCAACUCGAGCGUGCUGCUGCCGAUGCUUCUGGAGCCUCUUCCUCGGCCGGUCUGUCAGUUGACCCUGCUUUGUCUGAAAGAAUUGCUAAUAACUACCUCUUGCACCAAAAGUCUGUGCCUCUAGAUGCGGUCCAGCUGGCCUACGUCCACCGUGGAUGGAUCCCCAUCUCGAAAGACCUGGCUGGAAAUGUUUUGGCCAUUGAUUUGGCUCCAGGAAAUGCGGGCGUUCGUGGCCAGAUAAUAUUGUUUGGUCGUGACUUUGACACGAAGGUUGUGGUCGCUUCGAGCUUACAGGAGCUUUUAUUUAUGCUCGUGACAGACCUCGAGGCUGGCAAGUAUCAGAUUGAUAAGAGCGAGUCUUAUGAAGAUGACGGAUACUUAGACAGUUCCCGCGUUGACGAUUACAUGAUUGGUGACGAGGAUGAGGACAACGGUGAGCUCAUGUUUUUCGAUAGAGAUGGCACGGAAUUUGCCGGUCUCAAAGGCAAGAUUUCUUACUUCGAGGUGUUGAAGCGCCGUGCUUUGAAAAGACAUGGCGUCGCCCAUGCUGACCACUUCCAGACUGCUUUCACUCCAAGAUUCAUCCCCAAACGUAAGCCUGCGCAAGCAGCUGCUGCCGCCGCCUCACCUGAUGUGACCAAAGACGGUGGAAAGCUCUCCAGAGAAGGCAGCGCCACAGACUUACUAAAAGAGACGUUGAUUGACAGUACCCCUUCAAAAAAAGUUCCUACCGCAGGACCUCUGAAACUUCGGAACGUGCAGCUGAACGAGGAACCAGCAACUCCAGAUACGACGAAUCAACUUUCGAACAGUCUGGGGGCCGCCGUAGACGAAACCGUCCCAAAUCUGUCGGAUGAGCCAAAGGAGGUUGCUCUGGCAGAGCAGCCCGAGGAGGAAGCUGUUCAAGAGGAGCCCAAGAAGGAGGCUCCUGUGGACAAAACUGAAGCACUUGUAGCUGAACCCUGA
Molecule: messenger RNA, 1719 nt
Organism: Australozyma saopauloensis
Lineage: Eukaryota; Fungi; Ascomycota; Pichiomycetes; Serinales; Metschnikowiaceae
Gene: SMI1
Product: Smi1p
Exons: 1
Coding region: 1-1719 (572 amino acids)
Biological process (GO): cell wall biogenesis; fungal-type cell wall beta-glucan biosynthetic process
Cellular component (GO): mating projection tip
Source: RefSeq, a predicted model, not a curated record